This is a messenger RNA of Pistacia vera, 1624 nucleotides long. RefSeq names its product phosphoserine aminotransferase 1, chloroplastic-like. The transcript has a single exon. The record is from RefSeq and is a predicted model, not a curated record. The coding region runs from base 80 to 1363 and encodes 427 amino acids. Gene Ontology annotation, molecular function: pyridoxal phosphate binding; O-phospho-L-serine:2-oxoglutarate transaminase activity. Gene Ontology annotation, cellular component: chloroplast stroma; cytoplasm. Gene Ontology annotation, biological process: L-serine biosynthetic process. Lineage: Eukaryota; Viridiplantae; Streptophyta; Magnoliopsida; Sapindales; Anacardiaceae.
AUUCAGAUCUCACUGCCAUCAAAAACAAUUUCGCUUUCUUCUUCUUUUCUCAAACUCAAAAGGAGAAGAAACAGUCGACAUGUCGUCCAUCACUUCAUCCCCAAACUCUCUCUUCCUCAAAAACCCUAUUCUCAAAACCAACAACAACUUCACGCAAUCUCCAAACUUCAAACUCGCCUCUCCCACCAAAGCCAGACCUGUUUCUAUCACGUGCUCGUCUUCGGUCUCCCAAACUCAAACCCACCCGUCCACUCAGAUCCAUGCUCAACAACCCGACCGGGUCUUCAACUUCGCUGCUGGCCCCGCCACCCUGCCGGAAAAGGUCUUGCUAAAGGCGCAAUCGGAGCUCUACAACUGGCGCGGCUGCGGCAUGAGCGUGACGGAAAUGAGUCACAGAGGUAAGGAGUUUAAAUCAAUUAUUGAAAAAGCUGAGUCGGAUCUAAGAACCCUUUUGAAUAUACCGGAAGAAUAUUCCGUUUUGUUCUUACAAGGCGGCGCCACGACGCAGUUCGCGGCGGUGCCCUUGAAUUUGUGUACACCCGAUGACUCGGUGGACUAUUUGGUAACGGGGUCGUGGGGUGAUAAAGCUGUCAAAGAAUCACAAAAGUAUUGCAAAACUAAUGUCAUUUGGUCUGGGAAAGCUGAGAAGUAUACAAAGAUUCCAGCUUUUGAGGGUUUGGAACAGAACCCAGAUGCUAAGUACUUGCAUAUUUGUGCUAAUGAAACAAUUCAUGGAGUUGAGUUCAAGGAUUAUCCAACACCAAAGAAUAAAACAGGGAUUCUGGUAGCUGAUAUGUCUUCAAAUUUUUGUUCUAAGCCUGUUGAUGUUUCCAAGUUUGGAGUUAUAUAUGCUGGAGCCCAGAAGAAUGUGGGUCCAUCUGGGGUUACAAUUGUGAUUGUCAGAAAGGAUUUGAUUGGUAAUGCACAAACAACGACUCCAAUAAUGUUGGAUUAUAAGAUUCAUAAUGAGAACAAUUCACUUUACAAUACACCUCCUUGUUAUUGCAUUUACAUGUGCGGGUUGGUGUUUGAGUACUUAUUGGAAUUGGGCGGGUUGAAGGAGGUGGAGAAGAUGAACGAAAACAAGGCGAAGUUGUUGUAUGAUGCCAUUGAUGGGAGCAAUGGGUUUUACAGGUGUCCAGUUGAGAAGUCAGUGAGGUCACUGAUGAAUGUGCCGUUUACUUUGGAGAAAUCUGAGUUGGAAGGUGAGUUUGUGAAGGAAGCUGCCAAGGAAAAUAUGGUGCAAUUGAAGGGGCAUAGGUCAGUUGGUGGGAUGAGAGCUUCAAUUUACAAUGCUAUGCCUUUGGCUGGAGUGGAGAAAUUGGUUCUUUUCAUGAAGGAUUUCCAGGCAAAGCAUGCUUGAUUCAUUCAUUGCAAUGGCAUGAAGAGAGUCUUUAUCUUAGUAGAAAUAAUAAUAAUAAUAAUAUUAAUAAUUUUGUAGGAUUUUUGUUUUCCAUGGUUGGUUUUGUGAUCUCAUUUUUCAUGAUUGUUGUUCUAUAUGGGUUUGGUGAUUAGUUGAGUAUUUUGCUUAUUAUGUAAUUCUCUCAGAAGAAAAUGAGAAGGAAUUUUGAAUAGAUCGUUAAUGUUACUGUAGUCCAAUUCACACAUCAAUGGUUCCAACUUC